Messenger RNA from Gongylonema pulchrum, 696 nucleotides. The record is from the annotation of a GenBank genome assembly. NCBI's taxonomy places the organism in Eukaryota, Metazoa, Nematoda, Chromadorea, Rhabditida, Gongylonematidae.
UUGCAGGAACUGGUAACGCACGACACAAAAAACAAUACGUACGACUACAAGCAUACAUUCUGUGUGGAGGUAGUACCAAUUUGUCGCGAUUGCGUGGUUUGCUUGCCCAAAAGAACUGCACAAUCGCUGGGUAAUAUGAAUCAACUGCUUGUUUGCGUGCGUGUCAACAACGUUGUCACUUUGAUCGAUCCUGCAACACUGCAAAUUGCUGACGUAAAUUCGACGCAGUAUUAUCGUGAUCCGUUUCACGCUGUUUUCCAAUCAAAGCAGUUGGUGGAGUUUUACGUUCUUGAUGUUGAGGAUGUGGGUAAUUUGAAGCGAGCAUCCGGGCAUGGCCGCAUAUCAACGAAGCAUCGUUUAGUCGAUGUAUGGGUGGUUCCUAGCGACCAGGUUGGCCACGAUGACCAGCAAAUUUGUACACGAUCGCAUCUUGGACACGUGCUAAAACCUGGAGAUCUUGUAUUGGGUUAUCACGUUCGCAAUAUCAAUGCAAAUAGUGCGCUGUUGGAUGAAAUGAAGCCCGAUGAAGUGCCGGAUGUGAUCUUAGUUCGGAAAAUUUACGAUCGAACAAUGCGACAGCGGCGUCGAAACUGGAAAUUGAAACGACUUGUUGAGAAUGGCAAUGUUGUCAACGACACUGCUUCUGUGGAAAAUGAAUUUGAGGUUGGUAACGAUCCAUCAUUUAGGGCUUUUUAA